AAAAUACUCUAAGAUUUCUUUGUAUUUAUUGCAUAGCAUAUUCUAACUUGUGGCAUGACUCUUGUGGGUUCAUUUCAUUGGGAGCAUUCCCUUUCUGCACCAGCUAGUAUAUAUAUAGGCAAAGGGAGACACAUGAGUGAGGCAUAACAUAAUUGAAGUGAUACUAUAUAUAUAUAUAUAUAGGAGAGAGAAAUCAGAUAGCAUAGGCCAUUGGUAUAUAUUGGAAGAGUGCAUAUAAUAUAUAAGUAGAAACUAAGGGUUUGUGAUAAGAUGGGGAGAGGAAGAGCACCAUGUUGUGAUAAGAGUCAAGUUAAGAGAGGUCCUUGGAGCCCUUCAGAAGAUCUUAAGCUCAUUGCUUUCAUUCAAAAGUAUGGCCAUGAAAAUUGGCGUGCUCUCCCAAAACAAGCAGGGCUUAUGCGGUGUGGGAAAAGUUGUCGUUUGAGAUGGAUCAAUUAUCUCAGGCCUGAUGUGAAGAGAGGAAAUUUUACACAAGAGGAAGAGGAAACCAUAAUAAGGUUACAUAAGGCCUUGGGAAACAAGUGGUCAAAGAUUGCAUCAUGUUUGCCUGGUAGGACAGACAAUGAGAUCAAGAAUGUGUGGAACACCCACAUAAAGAAAAGAAAAAGUUCAAAUUCAAGUGCACAUGAAUCCAAGCCAAAGUCAUCAAUAACUUCUUCCUCUUCAUCUUCAUCCGAAUUAUUUUUCUCAAAUGAGACACCGAAUUCGCCAAAGACCACAACACUUGGUGAUGAAUUUAAUGACCAAGCAUCACAAGUGACAGAUAAAACAGAGCAAGAUUCAGAUAAACAAGUAUCAAAUGAGCUUAUUAUCAUCUCUGAGAGUCCAAAAGAGUCAUCAAUUUCAUUAUCAUCUAUUGAGUCAAAUAUUGUAACCUCAAGCCAAAAUGUUGCAUACAAAGCAGAACAACAAUUGGCUUCACCAUUAUCCUACCUAGGACCCUAUGAUUUUGGUAGUAUAUCAGAAGAGGUGGAUAAACCAAACCACCUGUUUGAAAUACCAUGGGAAUCAAAUUGUGAUUUUUGGAACCUGUUAGAUGAUGAUAAUCUUGGGUCUUUUCAAUCAAAUGAAGUCCAAUUAGGUGAGUCCCCAGCUAGCCAAAAUAUUAUUCUUGGAGAAGAGAUUGUUGAUGAUGUUGAAGCUAAGAUGUGGUCCCAUGAUUUUGAGAAUGAGUUUGGAUUAGUAGGUGAGAUAAAUGAGUCAAACAAGGAUCAUUUCCUACCAAAGAAUUGUGCAAUUGAGCCAAAAAUGGAUCACACUCAAACAUUUGAUUUCGACGACAUAACAAGACCAGAAUCUGAAUUAGACUUUAGUUAUAUUCAAUUGUGGCCAUCUUGGCCUUAGAAUACUAGUCUUUAGUUCAAUAUAAACCAGUAGUUGGUAAACAAGACCAUUUGAGAAUCACGAAAUUGUGAUUUACUACUACUUAUUGUAAAUUAAUCAAGCAGAUUAGGUCGCUUUGAUGUACGAUGGGUUUCAUGUAUCGUCCACAAAAUCAAGUCAGCACAAGUUGUAGAUUGAAGCACGAAUAUAUAGUUUAAUGUAUUGAAUAAUUUGUUGUUAAACAACAACUAUCACACACGUUGAUAGUGGGUAGGUGAUAUAUAUUCUUAACUUAUUGCCACCGGUGGUUGACAUUUUUUCCUCAUGUCCCCACGCCUUCGAAGAAUUGAAAGAAUUGCAAGUACAAGACUUGCAUUGUAGCAUGUAUAGGGUUAGCCACAAGUGUUGUUCUUCACCAUGUAAAUUUCCUAUUGAAAUUCAAUAUUAUUUUUAUUUACA
Molecule: messenger RNA, 1800 nt
Organism: Cajanus cajan (pigeon pea)
Lineage: Eukaryota; Viridiplantae; Streptophyta; Magnoliopsida; Fabales; Fabaceae
Product: transcription factor MYB58
Source: RefSeq, a predicted model, not a curated record